CCUAUUAUUAACUAUAGUUGGUUUAUUAAAUAAUUAAAGGCUGUCUGAGCUUAGAAUAAAAGGCAUUAUGAAUUAAAUUUGUGUAAUCUUGCACCAUUAUGUAAUACGCUAUCGCCGAUAAAGCGAGAAUUCAGACUGCAGGUAACCGGCAAGGCGAGGAAUGUAAACAUAUCGCUCCCUUCAGCUGCCUUCUUGUCCUGUCAAGAAUAGACGUCGCAGACACCACAUUUUAAAGCAAAUCGAGACCAUUUCAAGGCACCAUGACAGACGAUAAUGAAAAGGGAGGAGAUGGUCCCAGCAAGAAAGCUUUGAAGAAAGCACAGAAAGCAGCAGAAAAAGCUGCCAAGAAGGCGGAACAUAAGGCUCAAAAUGCUUCUCAGUCAGAUGCACAGGAAGCAUCAGAGGAGGAUUGUGCUGUUGGUCAUUAUGGGAAUUUGGUCAUGAAUCGUAGCCAAGAAAAGAAGCCUGUCACUCACAUGGAAAUAAAAGAGCUUGGCAAAAAUUUGGCCAGUGAAUCUGUGUUAUUGAGAGCACGGCUUCAUACAAGUCGUGGAAAAGGUAAACAGGCUUUCUUUGUGCUAAGAAGCAGACAGCACACUGUUCAGUGUGUUAUUGCUGUUGGAGAGAAGGUGUCCAAGCAGAUGAUUAAAUUUGUUUGUAAUAUAACCAAGGAAAGUCUCAUUGAUGUUCAAGGGAAGGUUGCUGUAGCUGAACAGAAAGUUGAAGCAUGCACAGUACAAGAUGUGGAAGUCCAUGUUACAGAUGUGUUUGUUGUCUCUGCUGCCUUACCUAGACUUCCACUACAGAUUGAGGAUGCCAUGCGUCCAGAUACAGAUGACCCUGAAGGCCUCCAUGUCAAAGUAAAUCAAGAUACUAGAUUAGACAACCGUAUCUUGGACUUGCGCACACCCACAAACCAGGCAAUCUUCAGAUUACAGGCAGGUGUAUGUCACCAGUUUAGAGAAGCCUUAAGAGCCAGAGGUUUCAUUGAAAUUAUGUGUCCCAAGUUAAUAUCAGCAGCAUCUGAGGGUGGAGCAAAUGUGUUUGGAAUGAAGUACUUUGAGAAGGAAGCAUUUCUGGCACAAAGUCCACAGUUGUACAAGCAGAUGGCCAUUGCAUCUGAUUUUGGAAAAGUAUUUACAAUUGGUCCUGUUUUUAGAGCUGAAAAUUCAAACACUCACAGACAUCUUACAGAGUUUGUUGGCUUGGAUUUAGAGAUGGCUUUUACGCAUCAUUACCAUGAAGCUAUGUAUGCCAUUGGAGAUAUGUUCACAAGUAUUUUUAGAGGUCUUCGAGAUGAUCACGCUGUAGAUAUUGCCACAGUUAACAAGCAGUUCCCUUCAGAACCAUUUAAAUUCCUGGAUCCACCUUUGUGUCUAACAUUCCGAGAAGGUGUUCAGAUGUUGCGAGAAGCUGGAAUAGAGAUGGAUGAGACAGAGGACCUGAGUACACCAAAUGAAAAGUUACUUGGAAGGUUAGUGAAAGCCAAGUAUGACACUGACUUCUAUAUUUUAGACAAAUUCCCCUUGGCAGUUCGACCAUUCUACACAAUGCCAGACCCAGAUGAUCCCAAAUGGAGCAAUUCUUAUGAUAUGUUUAUGCGUGGAGAAGAGAUUUUAUCAGGAGCACAACGAAUUCAUGAUCCAGAUUUUUUGGUGGAGAGAGCAAAUGCACAUGGUAUUCCAAUUGAUACUAUUCAGUCAUACAUAGAUUCUUUCAAAUUUGGAUGCCCUCCCCAUGCUGGAGGAGGAAUUGGAUUAGAACGAGUAACAAUGCUUUACCUUGGCCUAGAUAAUAUCCGGAAAACUUCACUGUUCCCACGUGAUCCUAAAAGGCUUACUCCUUAGAGUGUUUGUGUGCCUAAUAUUGCAAUGUCUCUUGCUCAACUAGUUGUGAAAGCAGAGAUAGAUUUCAAUUUCAUGGUUUGGGUUUUUAUUACUUCAUCUGUUGCACACUUUUAGUCACAAAUUUAUUUGGUAUAAAACAGAAUACUAAAGCAAAGUAUUGGUGUGUGGAUGUUAUCAACAUUUUUAAUUUUUGGUUGGUCAUAUAUCAAUGGAAAUGAGGGUAAUUACAAAUACAUAUACUAUAUACCAUAUGUAUUAAGAGUCUUGGAAGAAAUCUAUACAGUAUUAAGGGGAGCGCUGAUGCCAUAAGGCCCUAUUAUAAAGUAAAUCACUAUUUCUACCUUAUGAAUGAAGGGAUUUGCUUAAAAUUUUUACCACUUAUUCUACAACUAAUAAUGAAAAUUCUCUUAUGGGGAAAUAUAGAAAUUCGACCUCUUAGCUCAUUUCUUUUGCAGCUGAAAAAUUAAUAUGCAAAAUUAAAAAUUGCACAUACUAAUAGGGAUUUUCCCAAUGACAAAAUAAUUAAAUUCAAUUUAAUUUGGUUCAGUCUUCUUAGAGAAAUAAGCAUUUAGUUUUAAAAAUGUAAGUUUUGAGAAAACAGGAAAACAAAGAUUGUGUGGACCCAAAAUCCUUAGAGAAUCUGGACAUUUUGAGCAAUUGAUCCUAUAUAUCAUUAUAACCCAUUUUCUCCGUCAUGCCCCCUAGAGAGAAUGGGAUAUUUUAGUUGGUGACAAUUAAUUUUGAAUAAAUAUUGUUCAAGCUUGUUUUACAUACUUUUUUCAGAAUUUGCCAUUCACAGUGCCCAACAAGCGAUGAAAAAAAAUGCCCAUGAAUCAAUCUAAAAAAAAUUUUUUUAGUAAUACAUUUCAGUACUGUUCAUUUACAUGUAAAACAGUCCAAAAUAGUGUAUAACUCAAACUUGCAAUUUACAAUUUGUCGUUCACAGUGCCAUACAAGCAAUGAACAAUAUUGUCCGUGAACCAAUCCGUAAGAUUUUUUUUUAGCAAUGAUGUUUCUAGAUAUGUUUAUUUACACAUAAAACACUCCAAAACAGUAUAUAACUUACUUGAUCCUAUCUUGAAUUAUUCAUACACAUAUUUUACAAGGUAUUUUUACAAUAUGUGGUUCAGUGUGUCAUAAGCGAUGAACAAAAUUGUCAAUAAACCAAUCUAAAAAGACAUUUUUUUUUUUACCAUAAUCACUUCAGGAUGUUUAUUUAGACAAAAAAGUUGAAAAAUGUUAAUAACUAAUAUUCGAUAAUUCCUCAUAAUUCGGUGGUUGGCGCGCCCCUUAAACGAUUUAUCUUUUUGCUAGUUAUUACAUUUUUGCAGAAUGGAUUUCCUAUAAAGUACAUAUGUAACUACAAGAAAAAGAUUCACCAUUAUUUUGUCUUAUUACAGGAAUUUUUAUUAUCUUGGGUAAAUGUAUGCCAGAAGAACGCAAGGGGAAGGAAAAGAGAAGUUUAGAUUUGGAAAUUUAUGUUUGCAGGGAUAAUGCCAUCCAGUUCUUUAAAUUUUUUGACAUUACAGAUAGUAUUUUUAGAAUAAUUGUCCUCUGAAUAUCUUGGUUACAGCAAAUUUUGAGAUUUAGUAGAUGACACAAGAAAUUACAGUAUUAAGGAUAUAUUCUUUUUUGAUGUUGAAAGUACACGUAUUUGUUAUUUUUUUGUAUUAUUUUAUAGAUGAAUAUAAUUCUAAACGUAUUGUAGAAAGUUUUUACUUGAAUAUUAGCAUGUUAUCAUUUUCAACAAUUCUUGCAAGAAGAUUUUGAAAACAAAAAUCCUCCAUCUCCUCAGGGACAAGUAUGUACCUGUUACAAACUAUUAAUUUCAAUAGUUGUCGUAUAUGACUAUAAACCCAGAGUAUUACAUAGUAAUUAUGAUAUUGCCACAUUUUAUAUGGCACGCCACGUAAGUAAUUUUGGUGAAAAAAUUUUAAUUGUUACGCAUCAAUACAAUUUGGUUUGUCACAGUAUAUGUAUGGUACAACAUGAUUGUUUUUAAUACACAAGAAGUAAUAAAUGAUUUUUAAUGU
Molecule: messenger RNA, 3880 nt
Organism: Macrobrachium nipponense
Lineage: Eukaryota; Metazoa; Arthropoda; Malacostraca; Decapoda; Palaemonidae
Gene: AspRS
Product: aspartate--tRNA ligase, cytoplasmic-like
Exons: 6
Coding region: 261-1847 (528 amino acids)
Biological process (GO): aspartyl-tRNA aminoacylation
Cellular component (GO): aminoacyl-tRNA synthetase multienzyme complex; cytosol; cytoplasm
Molecular function (GO): ATP binding; RNA binding; aspartate-tRNA ligase activity
Source: RefSeq, a predicted model, not a curated record